Spodoptera exigua (beet armyworm) is the source of this 2601-nucleotide messenger RNA. The record is from the annotation of a GenBank genome assembly. NCBI's taxonomy places the organism in Eukaryota, Metazoa, Arthropoda, Insecta, Lepidoptera, Noctuidae.
ACCACAUAUGUCAUUUCCGGAAAAUUUGGAAAAGUUUGUACUGAAAUGAGCUGAAACGGAAGCAGCGUAUACGUUUAUUUUGACUUGACAGCUGACAUGAAACAAAAACAAAAAACAGUUUCCAAUAAUGUCUCUCGCAAAAUUUUAAUGAAAUUACUACAUAACAAAGUUUGCGAUUUAUAAUUUUCUUUUAGGUCUUCGUUGUUAGGUGUCUUAUUCCAUAAGCAUUGAGCGUUAUUAUUGCACGCCGUAGAAUGCCUAACACGAGCUUUUAGGUCAUUUAUCGCUUAUAUUCAUUAACUGCAGCAAAUGGAGCUAGUUGCCACACAUGACACUUUCUUGCGUGACGAGGAUCAGCAAUCGCAAAACAGCUCGAAACAAACAUAUUCAGUGCCAAACAAACGGAAAAAUGAUAAAGUACAGGAAGAGAAAGUGGUCACAGAGCAGCAAGCUAAGGAUAAAAAGGAACAAGCUGAAAAUAUAUCUUCAAUGUUAAUAUGCAACUAUGACAAUAAGUUGUAUGGUGAAGAUGACACGUCUCAACCAACGUCACGAACUGCGCCCAUAAUACCUAUAGAAGCUACUCGCAAGAAAAAGAAGAGAAAGAGAUCUCAAAUAUCAAUAUGCCUGACAAAUUGCCGAUAUGAAUCAAUACGGAAAGUUGCUAGUGCUUUUGGGAUGCGAGAAGUAUCCGAAGAAGAUGCUUGGAAUUUUUACUGGACAGACAUGAGUGUCUCUGUGGAGAGAGCAAAAGAAAUGAAGAGGUUUCAACGCAUCAAUCAUUUUCCUGGAAUGUUAGAAAUAUGCAGAAAAGACUUACUAGCACGGAAUUUGAACAGAAUGCAGAAAAUUUAUCCUAAGGAGUACAAUUUUUUUCCAAAAACUUGGUGCUUGCCUGCAGAUUUUGGUGAAGCAUUAAAUUAUAGUAAGUCACGUAAAAAUAAGACAUUUAUUAUAAAACCAGAAUGUGGAAGCCAAGGCCGCGGCAUCUAUUUAACGAAGUCGCUAAGAGAUAUUAAACCUACAGAUAAACUUAUCUGUCAGGUGUAUUUAUCCAAGCCAUACUUGGUUGAUGGAUACAAGUUCGAUAUCCGAGUAUAUACUCUUAUAACAUCGUGCGACCCUCUUCGAAUUUUUGUGUAUAAUGAAGGACUUGUAAGGUUCGCUACGAGUCGGUAUGCAGACCCUAAUGUAAAUAACACGACAAACGUGUUCAUGCACCUUACUAACUAUGCGUUGAAUAAACAUAGUCGCACAUACGUGUAUGAUUCGGAAGCGGGAAGCAAACGCAAGAUAUCGACUUUGAACAAGAUCCUGUUAUCACAAGGCGUCGACCUGGACAGGCUGUGGCACGCCAUAGACCAAGUUAUCGUGAAGACAAUAAUAUCUGCGUGGCCGAUACUCAAGCAUAGCUACCACGCAUGCUUUCCUUCGCAUGAUAUGGUGCAUGCCUGCUUUGAAAUACUGGGCUUCGAUAUCCUUCUGGAUCAUAAAUUACACCCCUACAUACUGGAAGUAAAUCAUUCGCCGAGUUUUCACACGGACACGCAGCUAGACCGCGAGGUGAAAGAAGGCCUACUCACAGAUACGUUCACGAUGCUCAACAUAUGGCAAUGUGAUAAGAGAAGAGUUCUUGAGGAAGACCGCAAGAGGAUACGAGACCGGCUCCUGCAGACUAACAAAUUUGCAGAAUAUACACCAGCAGAAGAGAAAGAACCCGAAAAAAGUCCAUGGCAGACGCAAAUACAAUGGGAGGAAACACAUCUUGGAAACUUUAGGCGUGUAUAUCCAGUGGGCGAACAGUACGCCUCUCUUUUCCAACAGCCGUCAGGCUCGUUGUACACUGGUACCGCUUCAUCGCGGGCACGAGGAGACUGCACACGCUUACAAAGGGAAGAAUUUCAGCAAACGAAAGCUAAGGCGGAAGCGCUAAAGAAGCCAUCUCAACCAAAGGCCCCUAAGGAAGGCGAAAAGAAAACUGAAGAUGGAAACUCAACAGCUACCGCAGUCACUACAAACACAACCACAACCACAGAAAAGACGACCAAAACAAAAGUUCGCGCCGAAAAAGAACAGAAACGUAAAGAGAAAGAUGAUAAAGAUAAAAAGCUUAGCAACAAACCGUCACUGUCUCAGCAACCGGUUCCCGAAAAAGAGAUCAAGCCUCCGUACGUACUGUGUUCAUUCGAGCCCGAUCCUAUCGUGGAGAAAGAGGAACGCGAGAGAGUCAAUUUGUUGGCGCAGAGGGAUUUCCUCAUAAGAAGUUACGGCAUGUUAGAGCAGAUUUAUUUAGUCAUGAAAAAAAUGGGAACACUAAGGCCAGAAGACGAGCGGAAAUAUGGCGUCUACGGACGUUUAUCAGUAGUUUCCAGUCCGCCCAAGACCGCCAUUAAGAAGAGCAAAUCAGUUGCAAAGAGGCGUUACGUCAACGGCGAUUACUCGGAAAGUGGACUACGUGUGCAGUGCCGUGACGUGGUGAUAUACGAACGUCCGUCGCCGCUAUUGGACUUUCCAGAGCGCACUACUAAAGCACAUCUCGUCCGCACCGCUUACAAUAUAUGGAGAAUGAACUCAUCAGUAUCGCUCCCGCUGCCCAAGUAA